Chlamydomonas reinhardtii is the source of this 3958-nucleotide messenger RNA. RefSeq lists its product as uncharacterized. The coding region runs from base 650 to 2695 and encodes 681 amino acids. NCBI's taxonomy places the organism in Eukaryota, Viridiplantae, Chlorophyta, Chlorophyceae, Chlamydomonadales, Chlamydomonadaceae. The transcript is spliced from 2 exons. The record is from RefSeq and is a predicted model, not a curated record.
GAUCACAAAGCUCACUUGCAGGCAUUCUUGCUUACGUCAUUAAGACAAUCCUUGCAAGGCGACCGUGCGUCCUUUGCGGAUGUGUUGUCAUACAGAUACCAUGUUGAAUCAUUCACUGUUUGAAGCUGUCGGCUUGCGCAUUGCGCGACUUGCGAGACCGGGGUCGGGUCCGCCCGCCAUGCACUGUACGGUUUUUCUGUUUCCUCGCGUUUUGCUUGUGUCUGAGAGGCCAGUGGGCCUGUCGACCAUCUAGAAUAGUACAAGCUUACACUCUAUAUGAUAGCUGCAUAAAUUGCUGCACACUGGUCUACAGUCUGUGGGGUCUGUGAACAGAGGAAGUAGCCGUUGCCGAUUUCGCAGUGGCGCCCUCCCAGCUGCGUCCCUCGACCGAGCCCCGAUUAAAGCCUUAAACCCUUGUGGGUGACAAUACCGGUCGCUGGGCACACUCGGCAAGAGAGAGGACUCUGUACUUGCUGCAUUCUUGUCGACCGCGUUACCACCUCUGCCGGUGGGCGUGUAGGCUUUUGCGAAGGUGCCACUGGCGUCAGUGCCCAUCGCUGUGCGGGCCUGUGUGCGGGCGGAGUCGCGCUGACCAACGCAUCCAGCUCGUCUCCAGCAGGAAUGCGCCGGACAUAGCACUCGCAUGACUAUGGCAGCAGCCGCGCCAGCUUCUCCAAUGGCCGCCGUGACUGAUGCUAUCGACGUCAGCCAUGCUGACGCCGACGUGCAUGACCUGUACGCAGCCUGCCUCGCGGUGCGGGCGGUUUUGGGCAAGCGCCAGCGUGACACGCUAGUGCACGCCCUGUGGCACGUAGCCAGCGCGAGCUCGGUGCCCGGCGGCGUCACCGCGCUGGUUGAGGCGGUGGGGCAGCAACCGCCGCAGCAACUGGUCGAUGCCGCCGCGUUUCUGGCCGCGGCGGCAGCAGCAGCCGCAGCCACGGCGGCAGCGCAAGGGCCGGCCACCGCAUCCAGCAGCAAGCGCCGCCAUCUUGCCGCCAGCAAAGCGGCGGCAGCGGCGGCGGCGGCGGCGGGGGCUGAAGCCUCAGCCCGCGACGCAGGCUGCGACGGCGCCUGUAGCAACACCGAGAGCACAUCCUGCAGCACCCGCAGCUGCGGCUCACUAGUAACAGCACGCCACGAUGGCGACGUGGCUGUAGCAGCAGCGGGGGCGGCGGUAGAUGGUGAGGCUGUAGCUACACGGCGGCGUCGCCAGGCCGCCGCCAACGCGGAUGCUGAGGCGGACGCGGCAAGCCCGCAUCCCUCGUGCAGCAGCAGCGGCCGGCGGAGGAGCGCCAACGGCAGCAACGUUGUAGCAGGGCUGGCAGCGGGCGCAGGUGCGGUUGCGGGCGAGGGCGCGGCUGCUACGGCCGCGGCAGCGGCGGCUGCGGCGGGGGGAAAUGGCGUGGGGCCCAUGUCUUGGUACACAGACUAUGGCCGGCCGCCCUACGCCCUGCCAAGCCCCCUGCACCAUCACCACCACCACCAGCUGCACCACCACCACCAUCAGCCGUAUGCAGCAGCAUUCCCGCCCAGCCCCUUUUCACGCCGAGCCAACGGCGGCAGCAACGGCGGCGCGGCCACGGGCGGCUCGGGACCUGCCGCGGCCGCCGCCGCCGCCGCCUGGCGCCGCGCCGCCUACCCGGCUGCUCCCUCGCUGCUGCCACGGCUGCCCUCCGCCGGCUCCUCGGCAGCCGUUGCGGCAUCCGCCGCCGCUGCGGCGGCGGCGUUUCCGCCGCCUGUUGCAGCCCAGCACCCCUUCACCACGCUCUCAGCGGGCGGGGCUGGAGCCGGAGCCACAGGAGUUGCUGCCGCCGGCCCGGUACCGACACAACGACCAGCACCACUGCAGCGCUACCCCUCCGCCAUCCCUGACUUCGGUGACUGUCUGGAUCCCCUCGCGCCGCCGCCACCGCCUCCGUACGCCGUACACUCGCCGCACCACAACCACCCACACCACCACUUGUCCGGCGGUGGCAAUGGGCCCUGGAACGUGCACGCCGCGUACCCGGCUGCCUCCUACCCGGCAGCGGCGUGGUAUCCCCAUCCCCACCACCACCAUCACUAUGGAGGGCUGCACCACCCACACGGUGCCUACGCGACGCCGCUGUGCACAUCGCCGCCGCCGCUUCACCCUGCCGCGGCCACAGCCACUGCCCACGCCAGCGGCGCGCAGUCUGUCCCCGUGCUGCCGCCGGUGUCGGGGCAUUCCAGGGGCCAGGCUGUGGACGCCAAGUGCGCAACGCCGCGCAGUCCCUGCGAGGCCCUGUAUCGUGUGGCCACCGCGCCCGUGCCUACAGCGUCAGCAGCAGGCGGCGCGGCCGCCGGUCAGUUGGCGGCUCCGGCUGCGGCUGCGGCGCCUGCGGUGGCAGCGGCUGCCGGUACUUCUGACGGCGGCUCCGCGGACGAAGUGCUGAUGGUGGACUUGGAGCCAGGGGGUGUGAGUGUCGGCGGCGCGGGCGGAGAAGCUGCGCAGGAGGGGGCGGCGCCGGCUGCUGCAGGCGGAGGCGCGGGCGGGGGCUACUGGCCACCUGCGCCCGUGCCGUACCACCCGCAGCCCCACGGCGUGCCGCAGCCGUACGGGCCGCCGCCGCCGUACCACCAGCUGCACGGUCCGUACGGCGGUUGGUACGCGCGGGGCCACGCGUACGACAUGUUUCAUGUGCCGUACCCGCCGCCGCCGUACAUGCAAGUGUGAGGUGUGGCGGCUCCCGUUCAGCCUAGCGUACGGACAAACAACGACCUGAAGAUAAUGCACUUGUUGAUGCGAAUUACGAAUGAGGCAUGCGAGGCAUUCCAGUUGGCAUCGCCGCCGCAGCAGCAAUCUCUAGCAUAAUUACAGCACUUCCAUCGUUUCCCGUGUGGGUUUCUAGUUGCCAGGCGUGCUUUGCAUGCUGUGCGCUGCCUGUUAUUAGCAUCGAAGACACGUCGCGGUCCUUAAUGAUGGUGUGUGGCAACGUUUUGGCCGGUGUUGCGUGCGGUAAUGCGGCGACGUUUGCGGUCCGUACAAGUGCGACACCGUGAAUGGUGCAGAAGUGUAGCGCGAAUGUGCUGGACUGGACUGUUGAGCCAUGGGGGAGAGGGGGCUGCAGUGAUGCCGAGCGGUCAUGGCAGGGCCAAUCGACUGACUGGAGUGAAUGCAGGGGUUGAUCCAUGCAAGUUUACUGGGCGCUUGACAAGGCGCUUGGUGUUGCCGAUGAGCGGACCUGUGACUGACACGAAGAAUGCACACUUAACUGGUGCACUUGGGCUGCUGUCGCUGCUCGUCUGAAGUUGUGUUGCAGGGCGAUGGAGAUACGGCGCCAAGUGUGCGGGCACGUAGGCAUGUAUGUAUGCAAGGGAGAAUUUGUGAGGGGCGGGCAAGCAAUGGGGAGGCGUUGCAAAUACGGUUGCAAGCACAAAGGGUACGGGAGGCGUCGCAGGCGAUUUGACGUUGCUGCACAGAAUACCAAUAGGCGGGACAUGGCGUUGCCGUGCGGCUAAAAGAGCGGCAGUUGGGCACGGCGGGCUGACAAGGACAGGCAACGAACGGUUGACAGGGGCUGUCUGCGUGUACUCAACGACCGGCCACACGCGCACAUACAUACUCGUGAUGGUCGCGGCAGAUGUACGCUGAAGAUUUUGAGCAGGUGACAGAUCGAACGCUUAUGUGGACCGUCGCUCGUGCCUAGCUGGCACGUCGUAAUAGAGCAAGGGGGAUAUAUGUUGGUGGGUGAAGUGCGAAUUGCGUGGGUACUACCGAGUAGGGCAGCUGCGGUAUGUGCGAAGGCGCUACUAGCGAAGAGUGUGUGGAAUCUGAAGACGACGUUUUGAUACCAGACAGAGUCCUAUCACUCCUAUGCGGCUUGGGGGAAAUUGGAAGGGCCGAAGGGGCGGCGUGGUGCGUCCUAGAUGCGAAAGGAUGCGAGGGUGCGAUGGGUGAACCGACACGACACACACAAAUGUGUAAGCGGUUGGCUGU